Larimichthys crocea (large yellow croaker) is the source of this 1411-nucleotide messenger RNA. It is a transcript of the gene timm17a, whose product is annotated as translocase of inner mitochondrial membrane 17 homolog A (yeast). Gene Ontology annotation, biological process: protein import into mitochondrial matrix. Gene Ontology annotation, cellular component: TIM23 mitochondrial import inner membrane translocase complex. The transcript has 6 exons. The coding region runs from base 75 to 581 and encodes 168 amino acids. NCBI's taxonomy places the organism in Eukaryota, Metazoa, Chordata, Actinopteri, Sciaenidae. Gene Ontology annotation, molecular function: transmembrane protein transporter activity. The record is from RefSeq and is a predicted model, not a curated record.
UUAAGAUGUGACGUCGUGUGGUUACGUCAGGCUGUCGAUAAGCGUCACGUCAGAGGGAACAGCGAAAGAACAAAAUGGAGGAGUAUGCCAGAGAACCAUGCCCCUGGAGGAUCGUGGACGACUGUGGGGGAGCCUUCACCAUGGGAGCUAUUGGAGGAGGAAUAUUCCAGGCAGUAAAAGGCUUCAGAAAUGCACCCUCAGGGAUGAGCCACAGAAUGAGAGGGAGUUUGACUGCCAUCAAGACCAGAGCUCCACAGCUUGGAGGAAGCUUCGCAGUAUGGGGAGGCCUCUUCUCCAUGAUUGACUGUGGUUUAGUAAAAGUACGAGGAAAGGAGGAUCCCUGGAACUCGAUUACAAGUGGGGCCAUGACAGGAGCUAUCCUCGCUGCAAGAAAUGGUCCAGUAGCCAUGGUAGGCUCUGCAGCCAUGGGAGGCAUCCUGCUGGCGUUGAUAGAGGGCGCUGGUAUCCUGCUUACUAGGUUUGCCUCUUCACAGUUCACAAAUGGGCCCCAGUUUGCAGAGGAACCCGCCCCUGCUACCAUGCCCUCCCCUUCCUUUGGCGACUACAGACAAUAUCAGUGAGAGGACUUCCCCCUUCUUAUCCACUAGGCCUUUUUGAAAUUCCUUGCUGAAGUUACAAAGAAGAAAUGGAGAUGCAAAAGUACCACACGUCCAACAAUAGCAACUGCAGUCAACUUCCAUGGACUUUGUGAGAGAAGUGAUGGACAAAACACAUCUUCAUUUUUCUUCUUUCAAGAGCCAUGUACAGAUCUGCCUUUUUACCAUUCUCAGCCUUGUCAUGUGCAUCUGUUUCACCUAACAUUGGUUAAAUACAGACAAGUGGUGAGAUUUGUUGUUUGGGGGCGGGGGGGAGGUUCUGUUUUGUUCAUGUACAGUAUGUACUGCUUGUAGCCCAGUAAGUGGGAGGUCAAGCUCUGGAUAGUGUUGAAUUUAACAAAAACACGUCACACAUUCAACGUAUUCUAAACUUAUGUGUAUAUACAGUAAAGGCUUUCCGCUUGUACUCACUUAUGUUAGUCUUUGUCUUGAAUAUGUCACCUGCUUGGGCUGGCCACUGACAAUUGGCUGGCCUUCUGUAUUUUUUUUUUUUUAAUUCAGAUUUAUGAAGGCAAACUUCUACCAGAUACAAUGCUAUUCCUGGGAUAAUAGUUUCUUUUAAAGUGAUAUAUUUAUUUUAGAUUGUAAAGAGUUGUAUCAGAUCAGAUGUUCAAUUUUAUGUGACAGUGCUUUUACAUUCAACACAAAGGUGUGGAAAAAGACGGCUAAAUGACCAAGGAGGCGUAGGCAGUACAAAUGAAUGGAGAAACUCAAGCAAGGGAUUGAUGCAUACUGUAUUAAAUCUGUAUGACACAUUGUACUAUGGUACAAUAAAGAAUAAUGUUGUAAAAAGC